UGGAAAUGGGUCCAAGCCAAAUUUUACUGAAGCCGGACUUUCGGGCCGCCUUCCGCGGCACUCUCUUGUUGAUUCUCUUCCACCACCUGCCUGUGCUCUCUGGUCGAAAUGCUCUGGAGGGCAGCGCAUCUCAAGCAUGGUCUAUAUCUCUGAACUUCUGUACUGACCUGAGCACAAAAUGAAAGUUACGCAACACUGAGCCACCGCAUAGAGAACACGGCGCAAUUCCCGGCAAACUGCGUAAACCUAAACUCUAGCUUAAGGUCUCGAAUAGCCGCCCACGCGUUCCUAUCUUCCUAUCAUACUCAGGUUUAUCGAUAUGGAUCUCAAUCUCUCUGACUGCUCGAAUGUGUCGCUGCCAGCUAUCAGAACAUCCCCUACCCAGUUCGCUUGUAUGUCGAUCUCCGAGGAUCGUGAGGUCCAUGCAAACAGCACGGAGUGUCUGGGAAUUAAUCUCAAAGCUGGGCUACGCGAAUAUCGGAGGCGCGUGGGAUCAGAUCCUUUCCAUGAUCAUCCGAAUCGUCUUGAUCGCACCUUGAAAAUGUGUCUUGACUCCGACUCUGUAGAUGAGAUCUUAGCAUCUCAAAUCGUAACACACCGCAGUAUUAUGACCAAGCUAUUAUAUGGGGCCGCUCAACAGCUCAACAGUACUGAUCCCGAACCUGACCGCAUCCACACCUUUGUCCGCGACGGCGAAUGCAUUGGAUCCAACUUCGAAGCGUUAUGCACUGGUGGAUCUCCUAACGGUGUCACAUUCAAUCUGGGAGAUUUAAAGGUAGUCUUUGCAGGCGAGGUUGACUGCCAAAAAGAUUCAAACGUCACAGGGCAGGCAAAAGACUGUCUAGAGCUGAAAACGAAAUGCCAGGGUUCGAAACAGGCUCCUGCGAAACUUCGAUGGUACUUCCAAUCAUCUCUUAUCGGUGUCCCAACCAUUGUCCUGGGUUGGCAUAAAGAGGGCGUGUUGACGGCGGUCGAUAUGAUUGAUGUUGCUACGAUGGUCGAUGAAACGAUUCUGCAGCAACGGUAUGACAGUGCUGCCAUAUUCCUUACCUCCUUACGGCGGCACUGCAUGGCGCACGCUAUGGAGAAGGAAGAUAAUCCGAUAUGGAGGCUUAUAACUAAAAGUGGACUACAAAGAAGACCUACCAUUCGUGCUUUGAACUCCGAGGAGGUUCAAUCAGUUAAAUAGAGAUGACGCCAGGAUUGGUAUUCUUCCUAGUUGGCCUUGUGACGGCUUUACAGAAAUGAUUGCUUCUGUAAUGACUUGUGCACAGUGUAUAACAAUGCAUUUUUGGGCGUCCGUGGGCCCAC
Desarmillaria tabescens is the source of this 1311-nucleotide messenger RNA. RefSeq lists its product as uncharacterized. The transcript is spliced from 9 exons. NCBI's taxonomy places the organism in Eukaryota, Fungi, Basidiomycota, Agaricomycetes, Agaricales, Physalacriaceae. Gene Ontology annotation, molecular function: mRNA 5'-diphosphatase activity. The record is from RefSeq and is a predicted model, not a curated record. Gene Ontology annotation, cellular component: nucleus; cytosol. Gene Ontology annotation, biological process: NAD-cap decapping; nuclear-transcribed mRNA catabolic process. The coding region runs from base 320 to 1189 and encodes 289 amino acids.